Messenger RNA from Prunus armeniaca (apricot), 372 nucleotides. The record is from the annotation of a GenBank genome assembly. NCBI's taxonomy places the organism in Eukaryota, Viridiplantae, Streptophyta, Magnoliopsida, Rosales, Rosaceae.
AUGGAUUUUGAAGAGUUCUGUGCCGCUGCAUUAAGUGUUCAUCAGCUCGAGGCACUUGAUCAUUGCGAACAACAUGCUCGAUGUGAACUUGGAUUUGGUCCCUCAAUCCCGCUUCAUGUGGUUCUCUAUGACUGGAUUAGACACACUGAUGGGAACUUGGAUUUGUUGUAUGGCGUGUCCAGCCAGAUAUUUGUGAAAGCACAAUUUGGAGAUCUGGCAAGAUGGCCAAUUUACAGUCUGCUUUGGCACACAAUGAAUGAGGCUUCCCUUCCAAUUGGUGGAGAGGGGUUUGAGCUUCCCAUACACUGCAGGUGCAAGCUUGGUUACCAGUUUGAAUUCUGUGUUGUUGAUACUCUGAGUGUAAAGCUGUAG